AAUAGCCGGCGUAUUCAUUCGUUAUUAUAUUUAUUUUUAAUUUUUUGUCAUAAAAUAGAAGCCAUUUAAAUAUUUCUUUUUUGAACGCGAUCAGCUGUGACGUCUGCGCAGUGUUUUGUUGACAAACAAUUGGUCCCAAACACCUGUUCGAGUCCAUAGAGUGACUCGAGAGAAACGAUUGUUUACCUCCGUUUAAAACUUAGUGAUUUUAGUCAUGGACUUUGUGUGCUUUUUGUCUUUUUUUGUGCCUAUUUGAUUAGUGAGACUCGAGAUUGUCGCUUUGUGUGCCCGAAAAACUGACCACCGCCCACUUCGAGAGGCUGGGGAUCGUGAGGUCAAGACGGGUCUAGACGGGUCUCUUCUGUGGCUGCUUAGGACUUAGGUAUUCUCCUCGCUUUACUGUCGCUGGAGUGUUGAACUGGAAAAGUGCCCCACCUUCAAUCGGUCGGUGAUUUAAAGCCAGCUGGAUCACAGCUUCAACUGGGCUUCAGAGACCAGUUGUAAGCGCUGCUGCACACACCACCCACCAUCCUCCCUCCCUCCCACCUCAGCUGCCCCAAUGAGUGGUUGAAACUGGAAGCAGCAGGAGCAGCCGCAGCAGUAGUCACAGGAGCAUCUGGAGUCCUAUAUUUUGGACUCCGAGGGAGAGACUAAACAAAGAUCCUCGAGGAACAAAAGCCGAGAUGGAGUGGGAUUCGCAGGAGGCAGACGACCUCCUGGCCAACACCACCGUCGAUAUAAGUGAGUACUUGCUCGACCAGGAGGAGAGCGAUGGUGACGACACUCCCUCAACCCAGCCGCUGCUCCACUAUCCUCACCCAAACGACAGUGAGGAGGAUGGUGACCGAACUGACGAUGAUGGUGAUGAUGAGGAUUAUGAAAACGGGGUGCUGAGCUUUGAGAACCCCAACUACACGUUGGGAGGCAGCAACGACCCCAGGCUCGACGACGCCCUGAACAGCAACAAUUCCACCGCCACUCAUGAGGGACCCCUGGAUGGUGGCUUAUCAGCCCUAGACUCCCUCUACAGUGAAUUGGACCAGGUUUGCAACCUGACCCGGUCCUCCUCGGUACGUAAUCGACGUCAUUAUGCUCACCUUGACAUUGGGUCCAUGGGAGUCGACGUAGCCACCGGCCCUGUGACAAACCUUGAUCACGCCGACCAUCAGAACAACAGCCUGUUGGACAAUGAGGGCAUAAUGGGUCGGAAGCAAGGCCUGAGUUACAACACCAUUAACCAGCCUGACCUCAUAGAACACGUGACCCAGCGCAACAACCUGCAACAACAGACAAACAACCAGAUAGUCUCCAACAACCACGAGAACCUACAUGAUAGGGAGAGCGAUGACAAACGUAUGGUGACCCCCGAAGGAGGGGAAGGUGGAGGGGAUUCUGGAGUGGUGACAGACGGGGGAUCAACAUCCUCCUCAAAUUCGUCCCAACAGGGGCGACAUUCACCUACUCACAUUCCGCAUAUGACAGCUGAGCAUACGCAGGACCUUUACGCUCUGCCUGUCAAACGACCACCAACGCAGACUGGAUCGCAGCAUUCGACCCCAACGCACCAGCCUUCACAGCAGAACAACCAGGAGGAGAAGUCCGAUCCUGCCUCAGAAGACGCCCUUCCUGCCGGCUGGGAAAAACACGAGGAUAACGAUGGCCCAUACUACUGGCACAUCAAGAGCGGCACUAUCACUCGGACGCCUCCUGAACCAUCAGACACUGUCAGCGCAGCUCCUCUGAGAGCAGAGAGAAGGACCAAGGAAGCUGAUCAGUCAAGCGGCAACAUAGCUGGAACGGUGACACGCAGCAACACAUCCUCAGCCCUUUCUGAGUUGUCAGAUUCACGCCCUAGGACUGCUGCUGUUGACAAUGCUUAUAAACGACGUAGCUACCCAGCACGGAGUGACAUAACAGAAGGAAGCGGUGGACGCCCCAUUCGUUUUGCUGUCCGUUCCCUCGGCUGGGUUGAGAUUGCAGAGGAAGAUCUUACACCAGAAAGGUCCUCCAAGGCAGUGAACCGAUGUAUUGUGGACCUGUCUGUUGGUAGAAGAGAUGUACUGGAUGUAGUAGGAUGCUGGGGAGAUGGAAAAGAUCUGUUUAUGGACUUGGAUGAAGGCUCCUUGAAGCUAGUUGACCCUGAAAAUUUGACUGUACUAAACACCCAACCCAUACACACAAUUCGUGUCUGGGGUGUGGGACGUGACAACGGCAGGGACUUCGCUUACGUAGCAAGGGACCGGGCAUCAAGAAAACACAUGUGCCAUGUUUUCCGAUGUGACACCCCAGCUCGUACAAUUGCAAAUACCUUACGAGAUAUUUGUAAGAAAAUAAUGAUAGAGCGUUCUCUCCAACAGAAUAUGAACAAGCCUCUGGACACAUGUGUAAGUAGUGGUGGUUCUGGCAGACUAACAAGACCAACUAAUCUUCCCACGGAACACCGUAGACUUCAUCGACAUUCGCAAAUCAUUCCACCCCAGUCUUUCCCAACCCCGAUGGAGGAGCCAAAGAAAGUGAUGAGAGUCCAGUACAUUGGGUUAUUGCAAGUAGAGAGACCCUCUGGCAUGGAGGUCCUAAAUAGUGCAAUAGACAGAGUCAUAGAAAAUAACCCUAAGCCCUGGAAAAAUGUAGCUGUGGCUAUUGCACCAUCCACAAUCACCAUCACAAAUAUUGAUGAUGGUAAACAAUUAGCAGAAUGCAGAGUUCGUUUCCUGUCCUUCUUGGGCAUAGGCCGUGAUGUCAAACACUGCGCCUUUAUCAUGCACACUGCUCAAGACCAGUUCAUAUCCUACAUAUUCCACUGCGAACCCUCAAGUGGAGCUUUGUGCAAGACUAUUGAAGCUGCUUGCAAGCUGAGAUACCAGAAGUGUCUGGAUGCACACCCUGGUGUCAGUCGAGGACGAGGAGCAGGUACUCCUCGCAGUAUUUCAGCCACAUUGCGGUCCGUCUUUGGCUCUAUUACAGGACGAAAAGCUCGGUCAGCUGAAUCCUGAGAUGAGGACUCACCUCUGCAGGACUUCUGGGCCCUACCUGCAGAGCGUGAGGUCAUUCCGCACCGUCACCUGACCAGUCCUGGAGGUGGUGCUAUUUCCCCCUCCAUGUCAGGGUGUCCCUAUUCCUCACGACAGGUGCAGGCACUGGUCUCUCCUACAUGUGAUUCCCCUACUUCAUUCAAUAGUCUCCACCGAUCCCCAACUACUCCAGCUCUCUCAACACAAGCACCACUUACACCUGCCACACCUAUGUCUCCUAUGGAUGCUCUACGCCGACUCCAGUUUCCAGCAGAGCUGUCUCCAUCAAAAGAAGAAGAAAAGGAAGAGAUGGAGGGAGAUGUUAUUGUGGAAGCUGGGGUUGGUUUAGAUGAGGAUGAUGAGGUAGAGGAGGAGGAGCAGGAGGAGAUGGAGGAGGAGCAGGAGGAAGGGGUAGAGGAGAAUGAUAAUGGUGACCUGGAAAGUUUAGGAGGUACUUUGCGGAAUGAAUGAGGCCAGUAGCUGUUUUCAUACUUUUGGAAGGAAGUGCCAUUCUAUCUCCUUGUAUAACAAAAAACUAAUCUUGUCCUAUUUGAUUUGGCAUAUGAAAAGGCUUGCAUGAGGAUUGCAACAUCCAUUUCUUUUGAAAGGAAAUAGCAGCUUAAAGUCCACUUAGUCUCACAAUGUGAAAGACUCAUUUAGAUUGUGAGACAAGUGACAUUAACCUGCAUUUUCUCUGAGGUAGCUCCAAAUACUCUUUCAUGCAGCUGCAUACAUAUUUAUAAUUAACCUAUCAUGGCAUCUUGAAUUACCUGUAUUCAUUAUUGAUCCAUAUGUCAGCCUCCCCAAUGCUGGUACUUAAUCACCUUUAUAACCUCUCAAUUCUGGUCUAGUCACCCUUCACUUUCCUGCAGACUGACAUCUGUUGUGUCAUAAGUGAUAUAUUGAUGUGACUGGAAAGAUUAAUACAGUAAUAUACUAUUGUACACAUGUAGAAAAUUAAGGAGAAUGAAGAGGCAGUGAUGGAGUUCCUUCCAAGGAACUCCAGGCCCAUGUAAUGUGAACGUGUGGUUUGUUGUAAGCGCGUAUGUUUUGGUGUACGCACGGUCAGCAGGGCCCAGAAUGGCUGGUUGUGUGUAGACUUGACUUAUGUCACAAAUUCUCUGCACGUACUCACAGAUGUUGAGUUUGUAUAUGUAAGAAUAUCAUAAAUACCUAUUUGUAUACUCUCAUUCUGGUAUGUUAAAUAGCAACAUCCGGGUGGGUGUAACAAGAAUUCUUUUAAGAAAAUUUAUAACUGCAGCCUAAGCUUCACAGUUCUCCUGGGGACAAGACCAUAAGCAGGGGAUUAAGUUGUGCCUCUGCUUGAGUAGAAAUUUUGCUAACCACUAACACAUUGAUGUACAUCUGUGAAUGUUUCAUGUGGCUUAGUGCAACUGUGUCUUUUUCUCUGCUUCUCUCUCAUUUCUGUCAUGUAAAAAUGCUCUAUGUCAGAUGUUGACUCAACUAUGUUGGUUUUAAGCUUAUGCCAAACCAGUUAUUUUAGCAUUUGUUCAGUAUUUAUUUGUUAUAAUAUUUAAAAGUCCUUGUAACUAUAAGAUUGCAAUUACAUAUAGUACUGCAAGAUGCUAAAACCUUACUUUGUUUGGUAAAGUUAGCUCACAAUUGAUAUAGUAAAGUCAUUGUCUAUCAUAUUCCUACUAGAGGUCUUUGCUGAAUAUGUUUUAGCAAAAAAUAAAUUUCUUACCUCACUGUCAGCAGUAUUUUAUUUUUUUAAACUUCUGUGAGACAAGGGAUCUUGUCUGCCCUCACCUUUCUUAAUUUAAACACUAAUCCUCUCCAACAAAAUUCAUAUAGACUACUGUACUUCUAAUCUUGUUGACUGUGAAUGAAUGUCCUCUUGUUACCGCAUAUAGCCAAGUAACUAGUCGUUAACAUAUUGUACUUAAGAGAUGCAGCUUGACUGGAGAAACUUUACAUACUUAGGGAAUUUUAUCAAUGAGCACAAGGAGCUUAGUAGGCUUGCAGUGUCUCUGAGAGUUUGCAUGAGUAUAUGACGAAUGGCUGUAAGUAAUGUAGUCGAGAGUGGACACCACAGAUCGAGAGCGCAAAGGCGUCUCUCGUAUCUUGUGAAUUGCUUGUAGCACCCCAUCUGUAGUAUAUUACUAUAUUUCCUUGUGCCCAUUGUAAAUAAUAUGUACACAAAGCCUUAGGUGUAAACUAGAACCAGUAUAUUGAUAGUGUUCACUUUGUUCAAUCACCUGAGCCUCCUAAAAUGACCCAUAUAGAGGCUGUUACUCAUGAAAUCGGGAUUAUUUGAUAUAGGUUUGUCGUCUCAGUGUACCUUUGUAGUUUCAGUAAUACCUUCAUUCCUUGUCAUGUGUUUGUAAUUUUGGAUAAUGAAGAAAAUUUAUUGCAUUGUAUAGAAAAUUGUGAAGCCAGAUGAUUGUGAUAAAAAAAAAAUGGGUUGAAGUUGUUCCACUGAGAAUAACUUGAAGAGCUUAGGUUUGGGUCACUCUAGGAGUAUUCCACUCAGCACAGUAACAUGUGUUUAGUUUAAUUGGCAACCUCUAAUCAGUUCUGAAUAAAGAUUAGUUUAUUUUUCAUGAAAAUAUAUAUAUGAAUAUCAACUAUUUGAUAUUUUUUAAGGUAAAGUACUGUACUAUAUCUAUCUCUUACCCAACAUAGCUUAGAUGUAUGAUAGAAGCAGCUGUAGACAAAUGCCACCUUAUUUUGCAUUCCUUCUUGGCAGUUAGAUAUAAGAAUUAGCAUUACCUUGAAAUAUAAAAGAUAUAUUUUGCAUCGUCCAUAUUGUACAAUUUUAUUUAGUUGUGCGUGUGCCUUUUCAUUUUAUAGUUACAUGUAGCUGAAGAUUAUUUGUUGCCAAUUAUGCUAGGGGCAGUUCCAUAGUUACCAGCGUCGGUACCAUCACCCAGUUUGUAAAAUUGUCCUGUAUGAUAGCUGGUUUGUAUUAGGACAAUUAUAAAAUUGUCAGAAUGAAGUAAACAUUUUGCAGAACCUUCAUAGACGAGCUUUUCAUUUAAAGUUCAAGAAAUCUGUAUAAAAUAAGGGUAAAAAUAUAUUGAUAUGAACUACUUUUCUCCAGUAUAUUUAGCAAGAGUUUCGCAUGAGUUCAGAGGAUCAUACUAUACAUUCCAAGUGGAAUAGUUAGUUAUUUUUCAUUUAAAGGAUUCCAGAAUACAAUAUAUAAUGAAAGUAUAUGUUAGGUCCUUCUAUCUAGACUAUCAAACAGUACUCAAGACAAUUCUAAUUAUCUUCAUUUUAUUUUAUAAUUUCGGACUCAAAUUCAGAAACCUGUAUAAUGAUACAAUGAGUAUAUAUUCCAUUUCAUUCCCUGCUUCAGUUACAUCAUGCCUCUGAAAUGUAAUACUUUAUGGGUGAAUUUUAUGUAUUUUUGUAUUUAAGUUACAUAAAUGUAUGUACAACUCUUCUGGCAAGUCAUGUAUUUAAGUGCCUGUAUAUUUGCAUUGCAGGCGCUUACACAAACUUUAUCAAUGUUGAUACCCAAGUGUGAACAAAAUACAUUAUUACAUAGAAUAA
Molecule: messenger RNA, 6530 nt
Organism: Macrobrachium nipponense
Lineage: Eukaryota; Metazoa; Arthropoda; Malacostraca; Decapoda; Palaemonidae
Product: protein Fe65 homolog
Exons: 19
Coding region: 684-2993 (769 amino acids)
Biological process (GO): regulation of DNA-templated transcription
Cellular component (GO): cytoplasm; nucleus
Molecular function (GO): amyloid-beta binding; transcription factor binding
Source: RefSeq, a predicted model, not a curated record